AUGUCUGGAACUUACAUCUCAGCGGUUUUUAUUUCGUUUGAUAUGUUCGUUGAGCACAGUUCCAAUCAAUCAUCGGAAAAGGUACAACAUGAAUUGAAAAACAUUUGCAAACUUUCAGAAAGUUUUAUUUUGCUUGUCAUAAGAGACAAGCUUAAUUAUGAUCCGGAGACGAAAUCGAUAUCUCAUUUUGGCUCGUGUAGUGUCAAAUAUAUUUUUUGUUUGGUGGAGAAAACAUUUCAAGUUGAAGUCUGCGGCCUUAAAAGGGUCAUUUACAUCAUUGUGCAGCAUACAAAUUCAUCUCAUAAGUUUUUCAUCAUCAGCGAUAGGUUCAACGAUGUUACGUUAAAUAUAAAUGUAUGUCAAGUCAUCAGAAAUUAA
Clunio marinus is the source of this 378-nucleotide messenger RNA. The record is from the annotation of a GenBank genome assembly. NCBI's taxonomy places the organism in Eukaryota, Metazoa, Arthropoda, Insecta, Diptera, Chironomidae.